Messenger RNA from Cicer arietinum (chickpea), 2655 nucleotides. RefSeq names its product pentatricopeptide repeat-containing protein At5g15300-like. NCBI's taxonomy places the organism in Eukaryota, Viridiplantae, Streptophyta, Magnoliopsida, Fabales, Fabaceae. The record is from RefSeq and is a predicted model, not a curated record. Gene Ontology annotation, molecular function: RNA binding; protein binding. Gene Ontology annotation, biological process: RNA modification.
UUAGUAUAUGUUGUCAACUUUUAAUUCUUCAAAAUGACGUGUACGGUGACGACAGCUGAGGCCACGCAAAUGGGGUUCCAGUGGCGCCUCAUGCAGCGCUGCUAGAGGAGGAGCGUCGCACGAUAAUUCACGGCGAUUAGACGAAAUCGCUUCAACUUUGUGAAAAAAAGCUGAAGAAUGACAGAAAGCGCGUUUUGGCGAGCAACGUGCAUGCUCAACAAACUCUCUUCCAUGUCACAACUGAAACAACUCCAAGCCAUAAUCACCAAAUCAGGUCUUCACUCUCACAUUACCUUCACAACUAAAUUCAUUUUCUUUUCAGCACUUUCUACAAUGGGCAACCUCUCCUAUGCUUAUUCACUUUUCCAACAAUCUUCCAUUGUUAUGAACAACCCUUUUAUUUGCAACACUAUGCUUCGCGCUUUUUCCAAAAGUUCAUUCCCUUUUCAAGCAUUGUAUAUUUAUAACCACAUGAAAAAUACCAAUGUUGUUUCUGAUAGUUUUACUUACAAUUUUGUGCUCAAAGCUUGUUCUAGAGCUUACAAGUUUAUACAAGAAAGUGGUAGUUGUAGUUGUGGUGAUGAUGAGCUUCGUGUUGUUUCUAAUAAAGGAGCUGAAAUUCAUUGCGAAGUUAUCAAAAUAGGGUUUGAAAAUGACCAUUGUGUUCAAAGCUCUUUGCUUUAUAUGUAUUCUCAAUUUGGGUUGGUUUCAGUUGCACACCACCUGUUUGAUCAAAUUAAAGAUACAAGUUUGGUUUCUUGGAAUAUUAUGAUAUCGGCGUAUGAUCGCAUCGACGAUUAUGAAUCGGCAGAUUACCUUCUUGAAUCGAUGCCAUGUAAGAAUGUUGUUUCGUGGAACACUCUGAUUUCAAGAUACAUUAGGUUAAGUAAUGUUGAGGCUGCAAGGAGGGUGUUCAGUUGUAUGCCUGAGAGGAAUGCUGUAUCGUGGAAUUCUAUGAUUGCUGGUUGUGUUUCUGUUAAAGAUUAUGCAGGAGCAUUGGAACUCUUUUCUCAGAUGCAAAAUGUUGGAGUCAAACCGACAGAAGUAACACUUAUAUCAGUUCUUGGUGCCUGUGCUGAAACUGGUGCAUUGGAUAUAGGUAACAAGAUACACGAGUCUCUCAAAGUGUGUGAGCAUAAGAUUGAAGGUUAUUUAGGUAAUGCCCUUCUGAAUAUGUAUUGUAAAUGUGGGAAUUUGAGCUUGGCUUGGGAGAUAUUUAACAGGAUGAGGAUGAAAACUUUGAGUUGUUGGAAUGCUAUGAUUAUUGGUUUGGCUGUCCAUGGUUAUUGUGAGGAGGCUUUCAAAUUGUUUUCAGAGAUGGAAGAGAGUCUUGGUAGUAGUAUUAGGCCGAAUCAAGUGACGUUUAUUGGGGUUUUGGUUGCUUGUAGUCAUAAGGGUUUGGUUGAUAAAGCAAGAUGGUAUUUUGACCAUAUGGUAAAGCGGUACCAAAUUUCGCCUGAUAUUAAGCAUUAUGGUUGCAUGGUUGAUCUUUUAAGCAGACAUGGUUUGUUGGAAGAGGCUUAUCGGAUGAUUAAGACCGCCCCUUUCCAAAAUAGUGAAGUGUUGUGGAGGACAUUGUUGGGUGCUUGUAGGACACAAGCUAACAUGGAGUUGGCUAAGAUUUCCUUCCAACAACUUGCCAAAUUUGAGCAACUAACAAUUGGAGAUUAUGUAUUGUUAUCCAACAUUUAUGCUGAAGCUGGAAGAUGGGAUGAGGUUGAGAGAUUAAGGAAUGAAAUGGAUUACCUGAAUGUUCCUAAGGAAGCUGGCUACAGCCAAAUCGAUAUGAAUGAGUCCAUCAAGCUUUCCUGAAUAAGCCAUUGGCCUCUUUUGCUGAGUUAUGGUAAAGAAACUUUUUCAGCCAACCAUGCACCCUUAUAUUAAGUGAAUAUUCUGUAAUUAUGAUAAAGAAUUGAUUGGCAUGAAGACUGUGGAUGAAGCUGAGAAUCUUUUGCUUGUGGAGGCUAUCAAAGACCCUCUGGUAUAACAUUCUUUUUUAAGGCAUCAUGGACGGAAUCUAAGCCUAAAUUAGAGAAGGAUCCUCAAAGAUGCGCAAGUGCAACUAGUCCCGGUCUUGAUCCAGCUGACAUGGAAAUGCUCUUUCAGGAACAUAGUAUAAAGAUCUUGGGGAAGUAUCAGAUAGGCCUUAGGUACACUGGAGGUGCUCGCAUGCUGUUGAUGCUUUCUCUGAAAUUUGGCAUUAUUCCAAUUGCUGUACCUGUUGGUGUUCGGGAUUUUGACAUUAAUGGUGAACUUUGGGUGAAGUUGCGACUAAUACCAACAGAACCUUGGGUGCGAGCUGCUUCGUAGGCUUUUGUUUCACUUCCAAAGAUAAAGUUCGAGCUUUCUCCAUUUCGCUUGUUCAAUUUAAUGAAUCAAAGCUAAAAAGCCUUCAUGGAAAGUAGGUUCAUCUUUUACACUAAAGAUGGUGGUGAAGAGUUCACCUAAAGUGCAACUGAUGUUGAUUCAGAUCUAAUUGAUGAAAACAGUCUUUUCACUGAAAAGGAUUUGAAGAACCCCAACUGGCGUCUGGUAAAGAGUGAUUGUGAAUUUGGAACUACAAGAAAGGCCUGCAAAAAUUGCACGUGUGGGAGGGCAGAAGAAGAGGAAAAAGUGUUGAAGUUAGGAUUGACAGCAGAACAGAUUAAUAAUCCU